Magnolia sinica is the source of this 1156-nucleotide messenger RNA. RefSeq names its product aquaporin PIP2-7. The transcript has 4 exons. NCBI's taxonomy places the organism in Eukaryota, Viridiplantae, Streptophyta, Magnoliopsida, Magnoliales, Magnoliaceae. Gene Ontology annotation, cellular component: plasma membrane. Gene Ontology annotation, biological process: transmembrane transport. The record is from RefSeq and is a predicted model, not a curated record. Bases 79 to 918 code for a protein of 279 amino acids. Gene Ontology annotation, molecular function: water channel activity.
CCUCAUUCUGCUGAGAAAGCCUGAGAAAAGAAAGAGAGAAAGAAGAGAGAGAAAACAGCUAGCUGAAGAGAGAGAGAGAUGACGAAGGACGUUGUAGAAGCGGAAGCUCAGCACGGGAAGGACUACUCGGACCCACCACCGGCCCCACUCAUCGACUCCGCCGAGCUCAAGCUCUGGUCGUUCUACCGAGCCCUAAUCGCUGAGUUCAUUGCCACCCUCCUUUUCCUCUAUGUCACCAUCGCCACCGUCAUCGGCCACAAGAAGCAGCCCGGCCAAUGCGACGGCGUCGGCCUCCUCGGCAUCGCUUGGUCCUUCGGUGGCAUGAUUUUCAUCCUUGUUUACUGCACUGCUGGCAUAUCUGGUGGGCAUAUUAACCCGGCCGUUACGUUUGGGCUGUUCCUGGCGCGCAAGGUCUCAUUGCUGCGGGCCAUUUUCUACAUGGUGGCCCAGUGCCUAGGUGCCAUCUGUGGGGUCGGCCUCGUGAAGGCCUUCAUGAAGCAUCCGUACAACUCCUUGGGUGGUGGGGCCAACGAGGUGGCCCCUGGCUACUCCAAAGGGACCGCCUUGGGGGCUGAGAUCAUUGGCACCUUCGUCCUCGUCUACACCGUCUUCUCCGCCACCGACCCCAAAAGGAGCGCUCGGGACUCUCACGUGCCCGUUUUGGCACCGUUGCCUAUCGGGUUCGCGGUCUUUAUGGUCCAUCUGGCCACUAUUCCUAUAACGGGAACGGGCAUCAAUCCGGCGAGGAGUUUCGGAGCUGCUGUGAUUUACAACAACGACAAGGCCUGGGAUGACCAUUGGAUUUUCUGGGUGGGGCCUUUUGUUGGAGCGCUGGCAGCUGCUGCAUACCACCAAUACAUCUUGAGGGCUGCGGCCAUUAAAGCUUUGGGGUCUUUCCGCAGCAACACCAACAACUGAGUUUCGCUUCGUCAUCGUUUGGCUCUUCUUUUCAUCUGUUUGUGUAUGUGUGAGAGUGCAGAGAGAAGAUAGAAGGAGAGCUUUCUCUCUUCUUUUUCUUUUUCUUUUUCUUUUUCUUUUUUUGGGUUGUUGGUGGUGGGUGGUUGCUUGUAUUUUUGGUUGAUUUCAGUGGGAGUGUUUUUAGCUUUCUUUAUGUAUUUCUUUGCUUGUACAAUGGAUUAUGGAUUCUUUGCUGCAA